UCAGGCGAGCAGAAUGCUUAUGGCAAAAGAAUUAUAUGAUUCUUUGAGAUCUUGAAGUGGGUCCGAAGAAUCCUUGCCACCUAACUUAUCAUGGUUUGGGGGAGUUUGACGAGAAUCCAGUUUUGAUAAAGACAAUUGUGUUUUCCUCCCCAAGUGACUAUACAUUUAAAUAGCUAAAACAUCUGUUCAGCAACAUAGUAAAACAUGUACACUCGGAACGCCUGAGAGAAGAGCCUGCCAAACGUAAAGAGCAUGAGAACCUUGGAUGUCAACGCCUAACAGACUCUUGAGACCAGCCACCAAACCACAAAAACCGACUUUCUUCUUGACUGGCCUCUCUGUCUCUCCCGAUGGAGGCAGAAACAGGGAGCAGCAUGGAGAUCGGAAAGACAGCCAACAGAGGCACUCGAAUCGCCCUGGUCGUGUUCAUUGGUGGCACCCUGGUGCUGGGCAUAGUCCUCUUUCUAGUGAGUCAAGGUUUCUUAAGUCUCCAUGCUAAACCAGAGUACUGCCUGAAGCCAGAAUGCAUCGAAGCUGCUGCUUCCAUCUUAAGUAAAGUAAAUCUGUCUGUGGACCCUUGUGAUAAUUUCUUCCGGUUUGCUUGUGAUGGCUGGAUACACAGUAAUCCAAUUCCUGAAGAUAUGCCAAGCUAUGGAAUUUAUCCUUGGCUCAGACGUAAUGUCGACCUCAAGUUGAAGGCACUUUUGGAGAAAUCAAUCAGUAGAAGACGAGACACUGAAGCCAUACAGAAAGCCAAAAUCCUUUAUUCAUCUUGCAUGAAUGAGAAAGCGAUAGAAAAAGCAGAUGCCAAGCCAUUAUUACAUAUCCUGCGGCACUCACCUUUCCGCUGGCCUGUGCUCGAAUCUAAUAUCGGUCCCGAAGGGGUUUGGUCAGAGAGAAAGUUCAGCCUUCUGCAGACCCUUGCAACGUUUCGUGGCCAGUACAGCAAUUCUGUGUUCAUCCGUUUGUAUGUGUCCUCUGAUGACAAGAUGUCCAACGAACACAUCUUGAAGCUGGACCAAGCAGCGCUCUCCCUAGCCGUGAGGGAAGACUACCUUGAUAACAGCACAGAAGCCAAGUCUUAUCGGGAUGCCCUUUACAAGUUCAUGGUGGAUACUGCUGUGCUUUUGGGAGCUAAUAGCUCCCGAGCAGAGCAUGACAUGAAGUCGGUACUUAGGUUGGAAGUCAAGAUAGCCGAGAUAAUGAUUCCGCAUGAAAACCGAACCAGUGAGGCCAUGUACAACAAAAUGAACAUCUCCCAGCUGAGUGCUAUGAUUCCCCAGUUUGACUGGCUGAGCUACAUCAAGAAGGUCAUCGAUGUCAGACUCUACCCUGAACUGAAAGACAUUGGCCCCUCAGAGAACGUGGUGGUCCGUGUCCCUCAAUACUUUAAGGAUUUGUUUAGGAUAUUAGGCUCUGAGAGGAAGAAGACCAUUGCCAACUAUUUGGUGUGGAGGAUGGUUUAUUCCAGAAUUCCAAACUUAAGCAGGCGCUUUCAGUAUAGGUGGCUGGAGUUCUCACGGGUAAUCCAGGGGACCACAACUUUGUUGCCUCAGUGGGACAAAUGUGUGAACUUUAUUGAAAGUACCCUCCCUUAUGUUGUUGGAAAAAUGUUUGUGGAUGUACACUUCCAGGAAGACAAGAAGAAAAUGAUGGAGGAAUUGAUUGAGGGUGUUCGAUGGGCCUUUAUUGACAUGCUGGAGAAAGAAAAUGAGUGGAUGGAUGCAGGGACAAAAAGGAAAGCCAAAGAAAAGGCAAGAGCUGUUUUGGCAAAAGUUGGCUAUCCUGAGUUUAUAAUGAAUGAUACUUAUAUUAAUGAAGACCUCAAGUCAGUAAGUGCUAAAUUUACUAUAAUUUCUUUUUUUUUUUCUG
This is a messenger RNA of Odocoileus virginianus texanus, 1872 nucleotides long. Lineage: Eukaryota; Metazoa; Chordata; Mammalia; Artiodactyla; Cervidae. The record is from RefSeq and is a predicted model, not a curated record.